AUGACGCAAGCGAGAGAAACAAGAGCUCUGUUUGGCGGUGCCAUCACUGUCGAAUUGCCCAAAGGCUUCAUCGAUGCAAGCGACUUCCGACAAGUACCCGACAAUCAAGAGGUGCUGGUUCGCGAUGAUUCGGACAUAAGCCUCAUCAUCGAGGUGCUGCAGCUCGCGACCGACGAAGGAGCCGACGAGAACCUAGACAAGGCCGUCAGAUUCCACUUCUCAUCUCUCGCACAUGACAACUCGGCCAGCAGUUCUACCGUCCACGAAACACACACCAUAUCACAAGCGACAAUACCGCCCGCCACCCCACAACCGGCGACACUCACAGGCACCCAGCUCGUCCGCAAGUUCGGCAAAGCUACCGAGCCAGAAGAGCCUGUCAACAUUCGUGUCGCGCUUUGGAGACUGCCGGCCAAGGGAAUUGAUCUCGUCCUCAGCGUCAAUGAGCCUGGCAAGACGCAGGACACCCCUCAAGCCUCUCAGGCACAAGACGCUUUCGAAUCCGCCGCAGCGUCUCUAUGUAUCCGUGACUGGGAUCUGUUCGCAUAG
This is a messenger RNA of Kalmanozyma brasiliensis GHG001, 549 nucleotides long. RefSeq names its product Ran-interacting Mog1 protein. The transcript is spliced from 3 exons. Gene Ontology annotation, molecular function: guanyl-nucleotide exchange factor activity; small GTPase binding. Gene Ontology annotation, biological process: protein import into nucleus. Gene Ontology annotation, cellular component: nucleus. The record is from RefSeq and is a predicted model, not a curated record. NCBI's taxonomy places the organism in Eukaryota, Fungi, Basidiomycota, Ustilaginomycetes, Ustilaginales. The coding region runs from base 1 to 549 and encodes 182 amino acids.